ACUUUGCCUUGUCAGUAUUGUAAAAGCGACUGCAUUGGCGGCCUUUGUAUCUUUCUCGAUCAUCAACAGAUAGCAAGCUGUCCCGGGUACCUUCCGACCGUGAACAAAGUGCCCAGCGAAUGCAAGAGCGAGGGCAGAAUGGCGUUCAACGAGAUACCGGUAUUGGAUCUGUCAGAAGCCAGGAAUGCGGAUACGAAGCCAGGCUUCCUGAGAAAGCUGAGAGACGCAUUGCUCAAUGUUGGUUUCCUAUACAUCAAAAAUGUGGGAAUCGAUCAAGAGACCUUCGAUCGAGUGUGCGAAGCAGGCAUCAAGUUCUUCGAUUUACCGGAGGAAGAGAAGCUCGCCAUUGAGAUGAAAAACAAGCCGAGCUUUUUGGGAUACUCCCGGCUUGGGAAUGAAAUCACAGCACACAAGGCAGAUUGGCGAGAGCAGUAUGAUCUGAGUACACCCCAUGAUCUUCCCACAGACAAAGAUCCACUAUACUAUAAUCUGCUUGCCCCCAAUCAGUGGCCCAAUGAAAAGCAUUUGCCUAGUUUUCGUGCCAUCUUCGAAGACUACAUGCAGCGUAUGGGCGAAAUCAGCAUGUUCUUCACAAGCCUCAUUGCAGAGGCCUUGGAUAUGCCUGCGAACGCUUUUGAUCGUUUCUUCGAUGUUGGGCAACAGCAUAAGCUGAAAAUCGUCAAAUAUCCGGACAAUGGGACAGGCGUGGGACAAGGCGUUGGUCCUCACAAGGACUCCAUGCUCACGAGUUACCUCUUGCAAGCUUCUGAACACAAAGGACUCCAAGCCCAGAAUACUCGCGGAGAGUGGAUUGACUGUCCCCCCAAAAGAGGCACUCUCGUCGUCGCCGUAGGCCAAGGCCUCGAAGCUCUGACAGAAGGCACUUGCGCGAGCACGACACACCGAGUCCUCAGUCCAGCCUCCGGCACCGGCGCACGCUUCAGCAUUCCCUUCUUCCAAGGCGUUUCCUACGAUGCACAAUUCGAAUCAAUGGACGUUCCAGAGCACGUGCGAGCUUUACGACAGAAUAUUCUUCAAUCACAAGAUGGACGACGGGAUGACGUCGAGUUCACAUUUGUCAAAGGGCGCUGGUCGCAUCUUGGCGAGGCGACGUUGAUGAAUCGGAUUAAAUCGCACCAAGACGUUGGUGAGCGAUGGUACCCAGAUCUGUUGGCGCAGAUCCGCGAACAACAGGCGCGAGAUGCCGCGGUGGUGGAGAAGGGGAUUUCUGGAGGAGCCAAUCAUCAUGUGGUCCAAGAGGACAAUACGAGAGUGGUAGAAGCGCAUUAGCAGGUAGAUCCUUCUACGACGUUGUGGAUUCACUCCUCGUUCACAAAUUUGGUCGGUCGGUACUUCUCACCUUCUGGAGUUGAAGUCCGUCUCCGCUGGUUGUGAGGUGAGGUGCUAGGAGCAUUGUCCGGUGGUAUAGUUCUGACCAGCUGAAGCCUCGAAAUUAGCGCUUUGGCGCUUGGAUAGACGGGAACAAGAAAUUGGCGGUCGUAACUCUCGCCCGUGCAUUGCGUGCUGCUUGCGAUUGUG
Molecule: messenger RNA, 1539 nt
Organism: Cercospora beticola
Lineage: Eukaryota; Fungi; Ascomycota; Dothideomycetes; Mycosphaerellales; Mycosphaerellaceae
Product: isopenicillin N synthase family dioxygenase
Molecular function (GO): 2-oxoglutarate-dependent dioxygenase activity
Source: RefSeq, a predicted model, not a curated record